GCCAACAUCAGAACAGGAGGACCAGAGAGAACGAAAAACAAACGCAUGGAAAUCGCAUCACCAGAAGACUCGCCGAACAUAUUUAGAUAAUCAUGGAUACCGCCUCAAACGAUGGAUUGGCCCCACUUCCGGACGCUACCGGUUUAUCCAAGAAGAAGAUCUUACCAACCGUCGGCCCAAUUGGAUGGGGGAGUAAUUUCAAGAAGAAGAAGAAAAGCACAAGAGUCUCCCUACCCGAACUCCCUCCAUCCUCAGCCGCAGACCAUCCGCCUUCCACACCAUCUCAAGAACCACCCAAGAAAAAGAAACAGAAGAUAACCAAUCAAACCUCGCUCAAGAACCCAUCAGAUCAUGUACUCGCAAACGAUCCCAAAGUAAUACCUACCCCAACUACAGCUCCUCAAACCUCUGCCUCUCAAACCCAAAACACAUCUUCAAAUCUCCAAAACCCCGAAUCUCAACCGGCACCCUCCUCGCUUGCUGAAUCUGCUACAGUCAACCCUGGCCCUCAAGCAUCUUCAGAUACCCACCAGAAACCAGUCUGGCCCUCAUUAGAUUCGUUCUCUAACUUAACCCCUCAAGAGAUCCUCGCAAGGUUUGCUCCCAAAGCGACAUCAACCCCUUCAACCAAAAAGAAGAAGAAAAGUGAAACAGUUCCAGAGCGACCCGUUGUACCUCCAAAUCAAUCAUCAUCUGCAUCCGUCAAAACUAGCAACCCCAAGGAUCUUCAAGCUGGUCAACAAUCAAAUCCUACUACCGAGGAUCCUCGAAUAAUUAAACCGAUCCCACUAUCCCAUCCGAAGAAAUCGCUCAAGAAACUCAAAACUCAGGAACAUCAGUCAACAGAACAACAUGCAGUCUCGCCUAACCCUGGGCCGUCUAGCGAUCAAACCAAUAAAAAUAAUCCUCAACAGCAACACUCUACAGCUCCUGAAAUCAUACCCCAGCCCCAAAAAACCAACGGACUCGAUAAAAAGACUACCAAGACAGUAAAUGCUAAGAAAAAGGCAAACUUACCCACUAAUGCAGGUUCAGAUCAACCGCUGUCUGUCCAAAAAACAAACCCUUCAAGUAACAUUAUCGUGGAUAAGGAUAACACGGCGACCAACGUAGCCAAUAAUCAAGCAGCACCAAUCAGUGGCGAAACCCGAGAAACCCAUACCCGAUUCCGAAAUCAAAGUCAAAAAAAGCCAUCAACAAAACCAAAGCAGCAUGACGAUCAGGAACAGCAACGACAGCAAGAUUUGGUGCCUCCCCCAGUCCCGAGGGCAUUUCCAAUCGCCCCAAUUCCCGAAAACGACCCAGAAAAACUUAGCCAGGUUGAUAGUCCAGCCCCGCGCCCUGGAAAGCGGCGUCGGAUUGAUAAGCCCGCUGCUCAACCCCCGGCGGACGGUUUGACUCUGAUCGACAACCCUUCCCAAAAAGUUUCAGAACCGGGAAGGGACGAAAAUCUUGAGGCAGCAAACUUGAAUCAUGCCAAAGAACUACACCCAUCCCCAGCAUGUCCACUUCACAUCAAUGAAAAAUCUUCAGCUCAGCCUAUAGAAUCCAAUCCAAUUCAACCCGCAAAUACACAGUCGAGCGUUCCUGCCUUACCUGCAAGCAACCAAUCCCAAUCUCAGCUAUUGAGCCACGUGGAAAAAGAAGCAACAAAAGCUCCGGAAGCCAAGCGAAAGCAUCGAAAAUCUACCAAGCAGCCUGCAGGACAACCCGAUCACAACGUAGCUAUAUCGGAAGCUGCCCUGGUCGCUUCACCCAGCCUAUCAAAGUAUUCCAAAGCAGGCAAAAUCGAGACUCCAAAGCCGAACGACCAACCAGGAAAAGGUUCAGCGUCUAGCUCAAUCCCGUUAACCGCACCAAACCUACUGCAGGCCACAAACUCCCAGACCCAAGCGACCUCUACAACCAAAAAUUCACAAACUCAUCAGCCAGCUUUCCCACAAUCAACUGCAACAGUAACCGAUCAAAACAGAAAUCCUAUCCUUCAAUCAGAUAAUCACUACAGAAUUGGAGCUGCCGACCAGCAUUCCCACAAUAUCCCAGAGAGUGUUUGCUCGAACGGGACAAAAAGAGAAAGGAUUAAAACUAAAGCCAAGCAAAAGAAACUUCAAAAAAAGCAGAGCUUGCGCAGUGGAUCGGUUUCGACCACGCAAGAAGUCAAACGUUUCUCCAGCGCAUCGCCCCAUCCCACUCAGAGGGAUUCCCACGUUCCUUCCCGACAGUCCACCCCAAUUUCGAUGAUCAACGUCCCAAAGCACUUCGGUCGAUGGGAGCUCUCAAUUCCGUCGGAUAGGGAUGUCUCCAUGUCCUUACUAGCCCGGAUGCAUCAGUUUCUAGAUGAGGCUGUGUGUGCUGGAUUUGCAAAGCCGAUUUUCCGUGACCCUACUCCGGCAAUUACUGAACCUUCACCCUCAAGCCCUAGGCCUGCUCCAAAAGAGUUGGCGCCAGACGCCCAUGCAACAAAGCUGCCUGAUAAGCCGCCGUCGACUAUUCAAGAUCCAACUCCUGUUACCGACGAAAGCGGCUUUGUAGCACCCGGGGCCAAGAUGCUGUAUCCUUCUGGAACUACCAACCUUGCGGAUAUCGCCCCAAGAAUUAUUCCUGACGGUAGAGGAAAACGAACUUUCAGCAUUUGUUCAUCUUCUCUUAGUGAGGAUAUAAACGAUACGGUAAUGAUGACUUUAGGCUUAGAGGAAAAUUCCCAGUCCGAGUUUGCGGCCGGUUCCAUCAAUCCGAAAGCCCCCAAAGAUCAUGCAGUCGAUUACAUUGAAAAUACUACCGACGCUCCUCCUGACCGGUUGGAGAAGAGUGCUGUCCCAGCACCCAUCUCUGAAACUUCCUCAGAAGCUGAUUUGGGUUCACCUCAUUUGUCAAAGUCCGAGCUACAUUCUAAUAACAAGGGGGCCACCAAACAAGCUGAAAAUGCUAUAGCCAAGAGCGACAUCCAUCAAAUUACACCAUCUAGCGAUGAGCCUGCCACGUCGUCAAACGACUCUUGUUCACCACCAAAACUGACGCAAAACCCACUACCAGGGUCAGCAAUUGAAGUUCAUGGCCGAUCGCCAACGUCCUCCGCACCAUCAACCCAACCGAAGAUUUCAGUCCUAACCCAGAAACCGGUAUCAGACUCGGACUCUUCUAGCGAGGAUGAGUCAGAAGUCUCAGACGACUAUUGUCCACCAGACCAGGCAGAUAAGGCUCCACCGAUUCAAUCGAUAUCAGAGCCCCAGUCUAAAUCAAAUGACUUCACGGAGGCUAAAGAAAGGCUUCCGCCAAAUGGACCAAAUGUACAUUCCACUUCUUCUAUCACAGCCCAUUCCUUGACGCCAAAUAACGGCCUGGACAAGACCUCGCCGGCCCACCAAAUAGUAGCGACAUCGUCUGAUUCCAGUGAGGAUGCUUCCACUGAGGGGGAUUCGGAACCCGCAACCAAAGACAUCACAGUUAACCAAACGGAUAAGACACCAAUGCAAAAGAUCGUUUCAGCAAUUCCUAAUCCAUCCCUACCUCAGCAAAACAUCAUCACUGAGACGCCAUGCGAAUCUGAUUCAUCCUCUGAAGAUGAAUCAGAGUCGUCACCCGAGGAUAGUGCACCACCGUCCGCACAACGCCCACCAAAAUUGGCCAGGGAGGAGAGCUCGAGUUCGGAUUCCGAAUAUUCAUCGGCCAGCUGUUCUGAUGCUACCUCGCCCAAGAACCCUCCUCCCCCGCAGCCUUCGUCUGUCCCCCCAAAUCGAGAUGGAAGGGCUGGGCUCUACGCAAAAGGGCUAGUGGCGGGCAGAAGAAAAACAUUGGACGCCUUCCGGCCGCUAGAUUUCACUUCGAAAACCCGCCAAUCGAUUGGCCAUCCUCCUCUCUCAACAGACCUGACCAAGCAAGCAGACCAUUCCGAUAAAGACUCGAGCAGCUCUAGUGAUGAGGACGAUUCGGAGAGUGAUUCGAGCGGGACGGAUGACGAGCCUUCGACUAAUAAGAAGAAGAAAGCUGACAAUCCAACACUUGGCUUGCCUGCCCACAAACUCGCCGGAAGCGCUGCUUCUUCUAAACCCACUAAAGCCCCUUCAUCUACUGCUAAUCCUACUCCUACCUCCACUAGUCCCAAGAAAAAGUCCGCUAAAGGUCGUAGGUCGAUUGCCCAGUUAUGGGCUAUCGAAGAAGCUAAAAUCAGCAAAUCGAAAAAGAAAUCUUAGUUUGUACUGCAUUUUGAUAUUUAAAUUCAUUCAUGCUUUUGUUGAUCUUUUCCUCAUUCCCUCUUCACGUUUAUACACCCAUGUCAGGCUCUUCAGAUGAUGAACGUUAAGAUGUGCUCUGAGCUCGUUAUGCAUUAAACCCAGUUUUUUUACCUCCUCUGGCUUAUUAGUCUCCCAGAACCUUAGAUGUGCAAUAGUUCCUUAUCCAUAUUCUUGUCUUCCUUGUCUCUCUGGAUCAUUACUACAUUUCUUUUCCUGCUUUAGCUUCCUCUUACUUCUCGCUCAAUAAUACCCACACACACAUGAUCACAUCUCUCUUCGCACAAGCAAAAAAAACAAAAAUGCAAAGGCUCUGUUGGAUUGAUUC
This is a messenger RNA of Puccinia graminis f. sp. tritici CRL 75-36-700-3, 4557 nucleotides long. RefSeq lists its product as uncharacterized. The coding region runs from base 93 to 4190 and encodes 1365 amino acids. The record is from RefSeq and is a predicted model, not a curated record. The transcript is spliced from 5 exons. NCBI's taxonomy places the organism in Eukaryota, Fungi, Basidiomycota, Pucciniomycetes, Pucciniales, Pucciniaceae.